GCUACCUGGCUAGCUACCAAUCGCUCGCUACCUUCACAGCCCAUCCAUCGAUCCAUGUGCUCGGCGGGCGAGCAGGUCACUCAGGUCACUCACUCUGUGUAUCGGCUGGGCUGUGCCGCCUUGAGCUGCUCGCUCACGCCCUCCUCCCUGGCACGGUCGGCCACCAGCGACAGCAGUGGCGGCACGGGCAUGGGGAUGGCAGGGAACGACACUGGGGUCGCCGUCACGGAGGAGCCGUCAACACACAGGGAGGGGAAGCCCACCGAUGCCAUGGAGGCGGCGGCGGGCCCAGUCAUCGGCGCCGGCGACAGGGGUGGGGAGAGGGGGAAUGCGCCGUCCACACACGUGAUGGGAAUGAUCGGGGUCAGGGGCAGCUGCAGGCUCAUGAAGGUGCUGGUGCCGGUGGUGACGCCGCCCUCGUGUUGGCGGCCGAUGUGCUGCGGGUGUGGCGUCCCGUCAGCUGGUGUGGCCGUGAGUGCCGGCGACAGGAUGAGGCCGCCGCCGUCGACAAAGCUGGAGCGGCUGGAUGGCGUCACGCUCACCGCCCCCUCGCCGAUGGCCACGAAUGGCGGCAGUGGCACCGCACUGAGGUCCACGCCCCCACCCAUCCCGCCGUCCAUGUGUCGCAGCAUGUCCACGUCAAAGGUGUGUGGGGGAUGGCGUGGCGUCUUGGGGUGGGUGAUGGGUGUGCCGACCAAGGGCGUGAGUGUGCGGCGGGUGAUGGCGCGGCUCGCUGUGGCCGAGUCCCCUAGCAGUGGGUACGCGCGCGGCGGGCGAGGGGUCGAGGAUGGCUCAUGUGCCAGCAGCUCGGGGUGGUACUUCUUGACAUCUUUGAACCCUGACAGACAGAUAGACAGACAGACAGACAGAAGAGAGUGUGUGGUGAUGCGAUACGUGUGUGUGGUAGGUACCGUACCGUGUGCGAAUCUGCAGCGGUCCCCCAGGCUACAUGACCCCUUCUUCCACUUCUGACAUAUCUGCACAACCAACACACAUACAGCCCUGGGCGGAUCCAUCGACGCGCAGGCCUCCUUGGCUGGUUGUGGCAUGACUGACUACGUAACGUACCUGUGUCUUGUACAGUUCGGGUGUACUUCUGAGUUCGCUCUCGUGGUGGGCGAACCUGCAGUUGCGAUCCGUGCAGCUGCCGCUCUCACGGAAGGCCUUGCACAUCGUGGUCUUGCUCAGGUCAGGCAACGAACGCAUCUCGGAACGCUGCACACACACACACACACACACACACACACAUAUAUGCAUGACGCCCAUACCGCCUCCCUCACCCCCUCACCCACCCCUCCGUCCGUCCACUCCUCCCCUCUGUGUGCACUGCAGUGACUGUAUGUCGGUGGGUGGCUUACGCUAUGUGCGUAGUUGCAGUUGUCCCCCUUGGCACACCUCCCGUUGAUGUACAUGUUGCACAUCUUGGUCUGAACACACAAACACACAAACACACAAAUACAGCUACACAAGGUGAGCGUUGUCCGCUGGAUGGACGGCGUGGCCGCCCUUUCGCCAGGUGCGCUGACCUUGAUCAUGCGCUGCACCAGCGACGCUGGGAACCGCGCAAGCUUGGUGUCAGGCGUCGUGGGGCUCGAUGGUGGCGGGGUGUUUGGGCUACUCUCGGUCAUGACGGCAGGCGGGAAGACGCGGCAAACAGACGGUGCAAGGCAAGAUGCCCUCGCGUGUGGUGUCUGGCGAGGCUGCUGCAGCGAUGGAUGGUGGCGGGUGUAUUGUAUUCCUGCAGAGUAGGGCGGGGCACGACGGACGGGUGUAGGUGUCGUCGCGACGUGCAGGGUAGGGCAAGACAGCUCGGUAGACAGAAUGGAUCUUCGGUAGCUAGGCCCUGCGAACGCACCCGUGCGAAGGGCGAAAUAGGAGAGGAGUG
Molecule: messenger RNA, 1885 nt
Organism: Vitrella brassicaformis
Lineage: Eukaryota; Vitrellaceae
Source: the annotation of a GenBank genome assembly